AUGAAAAAUGAAGAAAACUGUUCAGAAGAUGAGAAAAAGGAACUUUGUGAUAGGUGCAACAACAUUCCAGCAGUAACAUUCUUCAGUAAUAGGGAACGAACACGAGGAUGGGAGUUGAAAUAUGGGCCGACAAAAUCGUAUCAGCUCUUUCAAGGUCGCAACGCAUUAAAAGAACUAAGACUAUCUGCAGCCAACGGCUGUAGUCUCUGCAAAUUGUUCCAGGAUGCUCUCGAAUGUUCUCAAUAUAAACCCGACGAGCAUCUACGAAGAUUCCCAGAAUACUGCGAUAGGGGAAUUUGGCUCCAAAGAAGGCAAGAACAGGAGACCACUUUGCAGAUCACUUUUGGCUCUCAUUGCGAAACGUGGCUUGAUGACCGGCUGAUUAUCCAUGAGGAUGAGGCUACAACUAGGUCUAUUGAUUCUCAAGCAUAUCUAACCGAAACUGAGUCGGAUUCUCCUGCUAAUUUUGCUCUCGCUCGCUCCUGGCUGGCUGAGUGCCGCAUGGAACAUGAAGACUGUAGAGAAUUACUAGAAUUCGAACUGCCUACACGGCUGCUGGAUGUUGCGGUGCCCUCAAAACCAGGCAUAGUUCGCCUUUGCUUCACAUCUGACUUGCCCGCCGAAGGAGCGGACUACGCAGCACUUACUCACUGUUGGGGUUCCAAUCACCCUCCAAAGACAACUAAGAACAAUUUGCAAAGUCAGCUACAAGGGUUUCCUGAAAAUCGACUUCCUCAGACCUUCUACGAUGCUGUGCGCACAACUAGGGAACUUGGUCUUCGAUACCUCUGGAUUGAUUCAUUGUGUAUUGUGCAGGACGAUCGAAACGAUUUUGAAGUAGAGUGCGCUCGAAUGAACACUAUAUAUACCAACGCUCUAUGCACAAUCGCUGCAUCUGAUGCCAGAGAUUCCAGAGAUGGGCUUUUCCAAUCGCGGACGAUGAAACCAGUUCGACUGACUUACGAGAGCGACGGCGUCGAACCAAAGUUAACAGUAACAAUCCAACCUUCGUUUGAAAGAGCUUGGAUGGGGCGUUUGCAAAGCCGUGGCUGGGUGCUCCAAGAACAACACCUGUCUCCGCGUAUCAUUUGUUACACGAAGAAAUGUUUGACGUGGGAGUGCAGAACUGCUACAGCAUCGGAAAAUCAAAAGAUGAUGCGUCUCAAAACCGAUGUUAAUAGGUUUGACGACGAGGAAGCCUCCCCUCUGCGAUUCUUGGAUGGAGGAAGAUCGAAACUCGGGCCUUCUGAGGAGAGUCGAAUGUGGGGACCCGAUUACAAAUUCAAGGAACUUCGAAGCCAUUGGUAUGGCGCUGUACAACAAUAUUCGCACUGCCGUCUGUCACACCUUGAGGACAAGCUACCAGCAUUCGCUGGCUUUGCAGCAGAGUGGAAGCGAAUUAAGCCAAAUGACGAAUACUUGGCUGGUUUGUGGAAAAGUGACAUUUUUAGGGGACUUGCGUGGUUCCCUGGCUUCGGGAAGGACGAUUUCAGGCGCCGCCUGCCCGAAUCUGAUGCAAUUUGGCCACCGUCGACCCCUUUUAGAGGCAUACCAUCCUGGUCCUGGGCGGCGUUUGACGGCGGUGUGGCUCAAAUUGGGGAAACAUGGCUCUCCGGGGCAUUUUAUGAUUACGAUUACAAACCGAAUACUUUUCAGACAAAGCUAAACGCUUCGAUUAUUUCUUCCGCUCCACAUCUCAAUAGUGCAACCACAACGACAGUUGGGCGGAAUCCUUUUGGACACGUGAGUCAAGGCAAGAUCACUGUAUCAGGUUGGUCGAUUGUCGUUACUUUGAGUGAAUCAGAAUUUGUACCCGGCGACCCAAUUAUAGGGGAAGGCCCAAAGGGGUACCAUCUGUCUCCAGAUCAUAGUGUGGAGUGUGGAAUGGUGUGUUUCGAUUACGAUCCUUUCUGCCUCCCGAAGAUACAAGUACGGCUUCUACAACUCGGUGCGGGCCGAGCUAUCAGUGGGGCCAGGGCAUGCGUAUGCGGGCUGGCUUUAAUACAGCUGAAAGGUGAGGAAUUGACUACGACCGAAGAUUUGUAUAAGCGAAUUGGCAUGUUUGAAAUCGAUCGCGAGUCCUUUUGGUUGCUAAGGAGAGAACGAAAGGUUAUUACAAUGAUUUGA
This is a messenger RNA of Botrytis deweyae, 2127 nucleotides long. RefSeq lists its product as uncharacterized. The record is from RefSeq and is a predicted model, not a curated record. NCBI's taxonomy places the organism in Eukaryota, Fungi, Ascomycota, Leotiomycetes, Helotiales, Sclerotiniaceae. The coding region runs from base 1 to 2127 and encodes 708 amino acids. The transcript has a single exon.